GACUGACCAAAGCCCAACUUGUCUUUGCCCCUGUUGUUGUUGCUGUUCCGGGCCUCACAAGCUGCAAAGCAACAUCCCCUUUCGUUACCAGCUCUUUCUCCCAUCUCCCCCGAAAUGGAAAAGGCUACAGCUGGGUUUCCUCAGGGCCAUAUAUGUUUUGAAGAUGUAGCUGUGUAUUUCACGGAGAUCCAGUGGACUGUGUUGGAUUCUCAUCAGAAGGCUCUUUACCCGGACGUCAUGCAGGACAACUUUGAAAAUGUGGCCUCUUUGGAAUUUCCUGAUGCAGUGGUAAAACUGGAAAUGGAAGAGGAGCCACAGGCCCUGCUUCACCAGGAAUAUGAGCUCACUGAGAUCUUCCCAGAAAGCAGUUCAGAAUCUUGCCUUCCUAAUCUGACCACAAUCUCACCUGUGGAAAAGGUGGAAGAGCCACAGAUGCCAGAUCAACUGGAUGUGGAGGAAGGAAAUAUCUUGUCAGACUACAGUGCAGGCUUGCCUGAUGUCAUCAUAAAGGAAGAGGAGCCCUGGAUCCAGGGGCCUGAGGAAAAUGCAAACCUCACUGAUGACCACUCAGGGUUUCCAGCUAUAAUAAUAAAACUGGAACCAAAAGAAGAGCCAUGGUUUUCCGAUCUCCAGAUACCUGUGGAAAACACGAUUGUCUCAAGCAUCCCGUUGGGCAAUGGGUGCAUAAAAGAGGAAGAUGACCUCCAAUCAGAAAACACAAACCAAGUGACUGUAAAUGAGACGCUGUUAGGAACUGCCUCCCAGGAUACAAAGCAGGCCUCUGGAAUUGAAGGCAAAGUAGAUAGUCUCCAAGGGAAUAUGCCAGCAAAGAGAGAAGGAAAAGUUUUAUUUUGUGCAGGAGGUGAGAUCAGGGAAAACCAAGUCCUAAAGAAUAUUCAUAAGCCUGGUAGAAUGCUUCUUAAAGGAGAAGAAGCUUAUAAACACUUGGACAGUGAGAAGAAAUCCAGCUGGAGAUAUUAUGUGUUCUCCCAUGGAAGAAGUCACACAGGUGAGAAACUGUAUACAUGUUCAGUCUGUGGGAAAAAAUUCCUUCGGCGAUCACAUCUGCUUAGACACAAAAUAAACCAUACAAGAGAAAAACCAUAUAUAUGCUCAGUCUGUGGGAAAAGUUUCAAUCAGAGAUCACAUCUCAUUAGCCAUGAAAGGACACAUACAGGAGAAAAACCAUACCCAUGUUCUAUCUGUGGUAAAAACUUGAGUCGAAAAGCACUCCUUAUUAGACAUGAGAGAAUUCAUACAGGGGAGAAACCCUAUAAAUGCUCUUUGUGUGGUAAAAGCUUCUGUCAGAGCUCUGGACUAAUAGCUCACCAGAUCACCCACACAGGAGAAAAACCAUAUGCUUGCUCAGUCUGUGAGAAAAGUUUUAGCCGCAAAGCAAGCCUCAUCAGACAUGAGAGAAUUCAUAUGGGAGAAAAACCAUACACAUGCCCAGUUUGUGGCAAAAGCUUCAGCCAGUGCUCUGGUCUCCUUCAGCAUGAAAGAAUUCACACUGGAGAGAUCCCAUAUAAAUGCUCUAUCUGUGGCAAAAGCUUCAGUCGUAAAGAUUGCCUUUUGGGACAUGAGGGAAUCCAUACAGGAGAGAAACCAUAUUCAUGCUCAGUCUGUGGGAAAAGCUUCAACUGGAAAAGUUACCUGACAGUUCAUGAAAGAAGCCAUACUGAUGAAAAACUGUACAUAUGCUCGGUCUGUGGGAAAAGUUUCAGCCAAAGAUCAAAUCUUAUUAGCCACGAAAAAACCCACACUCAAGAAAAAACCUAUACAUGUUCCAUCUGUGGGAAAAACUUCAUUCACAAAGUGAGCCUUAUUAGACAUGAGCGAGUCCACACAGGGGAGACUCCAUACAAAUGCUCAGUCUGUGGGAAAGGUUGCAGUGGGAGAACAAACCUGAUUUCACAUGAAAGAACUCACACAGAAGAAAGACCUUAUCCAUGCUCAUUUUGUGGUAAAAGCUUCAAACAAAGAUCAAACCUCACCAGUCACGAAAGAAUCCAUACAGGAGAGACCCCCUUUGCAUGCUCAGUCUGUGGUAAAAGCUUCAGUUGCAAAGCAAACCUUCUCGGGCACAUGAGGACCCACACAGGAGAGAAACCAUAUCCAUGUUCAGUUUGUGGGAAAAGCUUUGGUAAUAGAUCACAGGUGGUUAUACAUGAGAGAAUUCAUACAGGAGAAAAACCAUAUACCUGUUCAGCCUGUGGGAAAAGAUUCAAACACAGAACAAGCUAUAUUGAACACCAAAAAAUCCACACGCAAGAAAAACCAUAUACAUGCUCAGUCUGUGGUAGAAAUUUCAGUCGUAAAGAGCACCUAAUUAUCCAUGGGAGGAUUCACACGGGGGAGAAGCCAUAUUCGUGCUCCGUCUGUGAGAAAAGCUUCAAGCAGAAGUCAAGCCUGACUUCCCAUGAGAGAAGCCACACAGGAGAGAAGCCACAUGCUUGCUCAGCCUGUGGCAAAAGUUUUAAUAGAAAAUCAAAUCUUAUUCACCAUGAGAGGAUUCAUACUGGAGAGAAACCGCAUGCAUGCUCAGUCUGUGGUAAAAGUUUCCGUAGUAAAGCCUACCUGAAGAGACAUGAAAAAAUCCAUGCAAGAUAGAUCUGUGCUUGAGAAAAUCCACUCAUAAACUGCAAUAAAAACUUCAGU
Molecule: messenger RNA, 2658 nt
Organism: Heteronotia binoei (common prickly gecko)
Lineage: Eukaryota; Metazoa; Chordata; Lepidosauria; Squamata; Gekkonidae
Product: zinc finger protein 271-like
Exons: 7
Coding region: 115-2610 (831 amino acids)
Biological process (GO): negative regulation of transcription by RNA polymerase II
Molecular function (GO): DNA-binding transcription repressor activity, RNA polymerase II-specific
Source: RefSeq, a predicted model, not a curated record